Molecule: messenger RNA, 2934 nt
Organism: Drosophila willistoni
Lineage: Eukaryota; Metazoa; Arthropoda; Insecta; Diptera; Drosophilidae
Gene: Sb
Product: serine proteinase stubble
Exons: 10
Coding region: 127-2532 (801 amino acids)
Biological process (GO): proteolysis
Molecular function (GO): serine-type endopeptidase activity
Source: RefSeq, a predicted model, not a curated record
AAGAAACAAAAAAGGAAAACCGAGAGAAAGAAGAGAAAGAGAGACUUUACCUGUUCAACGAACCGCCGAAUGCUUCAAUAUCAGAAUCAAGAACUGAAAGUCUAACAUGCGCCCGGCACGUUACCGAUGAAGCAAGCAACUUUAAUCAGACACAGACCCAGAUUUUCCAGAAGAACUGCAGCACAUCCAGUUCCAGUUCUAGCGAAAAUGUGGCUCCAACGGCAUUGGCUAGUCAAUAAAAAAGCAAUAACAACAAACACAACAGCAACAUUAACAACAACAGCAACAACUACAACAACGAGAGCAAGAAGAACAACCACAGCAAGGAGAUUUUGCUGUCCAUACCAAAUAGUAGAAGUAUUAGUAGCCUUAAUCUUAGUCAAUUGCCUGGCCCCGAUGACAUUGGCGCUGAUUACGCCCCCAUCUGAAACAGAGGAUAGUAGCAUAUACGAGUCAAUAUAUACAGAUCAGCAGCAGCAGCAGCAGGAGCAUUAUCAGGAUGAUCAAUCGCUGGUUAACUUCUAUCGAAGUCCACAUCGAUUAGAUGGCUACUAUACACCUGUGUCCAAUGCCGCCAAUUUGGCUGAUCUACAACGACAACAGCUACUCCAGCGGAGUCAGAAUUUUAAAUUCCAUCCGAAGCCAUGCUCCUUCGGCCGUGUCGAAGGCACCUGCAUGUUCGUGUGGGAGUGCAUCAAGUCAGAGGGCCAACAUAUUGGCAUGUGUGUGGAUUCCUUUAUGUUCGGUUCGUGCUGUGCUCACAAUUACACGGACAACAUUGUGUUACCCCAGACAGCCUUCUCCUAUACAAGGCCCACAAAGCCGCUGACCUUAAGGCCGAGGCCACCGCAUCAACCGCACAAGCCAAUGAUUAGCGGCAUGACCACAAUCGAGCGACCUCAUGGUGCUGGAACUUUGGUAAUUCGUCCUUCGGGUCCGCAUCAUCAGGGCACAUUGUCCAGGCCGCAUCCGCCACCGCAUACCAAGCCAACAUCGGCCCCGGAUCUGCAGACAGCGGCCAGCCAGGGUGGUUCAUCUAUAUCCAAUAGUAUUUGGCAUACAUCAACGCAACAGCAGCAGCAACAACAACAUCAAAAUCACUGGCACAUGACCACCGAGCCGAGCUUUAUUACAAAACCUCGACCCACCGCCUGGACCAAGCCUGGUAUCGUCAAUUUGCCAAUGCCGGGUCGUCCCUCCAAGCCGGCAAAGCCCACAAAGAAGCCGAUUGUCUAUGAGCGUCCACCGCCAACUACAGCAAAACCAACAAUAUCCACAACAACAACAACACCACCACCAACAACAACAACAAGGAGAACAACCACAUCGAUGACUCUUUCAGGGCAGACAAACCCCACCAGGCCGCAGCUGUCGCCGGGCACAUCAUUAGCAACAUCCUCGUCUCCGUCUACGAUGGUUUCGACCACAACGAAAGCGACAACAACAACAACAACAACGACAAAAGCGACCACAACAACAACGGGUAAACCAACAAAGCCCUAUCAGAGGCCCACCACAAGCUCAACAACAACAACAACAUCAAGCAAGACACCCACCACGUCCAGGCCAAGUCAUCCCAGCAGCAGUAUCAUCAACAGCAGCAGCAGCAGCCAGAAACCUAGCCAACCUACGCGUCGUCCCAUCCUGGCCACAUCGGGCCACAUAGAAACCAAUGAGAUAACGGACUCAUCUACACACGACCACGAUGACGUCGAUUCAGCAAUGGGCAAUGUAAAGACCAUUUCGGCGGCACGUAGCGAAUGCGGUGUGCCAAUGCUGGCGCGUCCAGAGACCCGCAUUGUGGGCGGCAAAAGUGCUGCCUUCGGUCGCUGGCCAUGGCAGGUGUCGGUGCGUCGCACCUCGUUCUUUGGCUUCUCCAGCACCCAUCGUUGCGGUGGCGCUUUGAUCAACGAGAAUUGGAUAGCCACAGCUGGGCACUGUGUGGACGAUCUGCUCAUCACACAGAUACGCAUCCGUGUGGGCGAAUAUGAUUUUAGCCAUGUACAGGAGCAGUUGCCUUAUAUUGAACGUGGCGUGGCCAAAAAGGUGGUGCAUCCGAAAUACAAUUUCUUUACAUAUGAAUAUGAUUUGGCAUUGGUUAAAUUGGAGCAACCAUUGGAAUUUGCUCCGCAUGUCAGUCCCAUUUGUUUGCCAGAGACCGAAAGCCUCUUGAUUGGAAUGAAUGCCACUGUUACGGGUUGGGGUCGUCUAAGUGAGGGGGGGACAUUGCCUUCAGUUUUGCAGGAGGUGUCAGUGCCCAUUGUAAGCAAUGACAAUUGUAAAUCGAUGUUCCUGCGCGCAGGUCGCCAGGAAUUUAUACCAGAUAUCUUUCUAUGUGCAGGCUAUGAGACAGGCGGCCAGGAUUCUUGUCAAGGCGAUUCAGGUGGACCACUACAAGCCAAAUCCCAGGAUGGUCGCUUCUUUCUUGCUGGCAUCAUUUCUUGGGGCAUUGGCUGUGCCGAGGCUAAUCUUCCAGGUGUUUGUACACGUAUAUCCAAAUUUGUACCCUGGAUAUUGGAGCAUGUCAGAUGAUAAUUGGCGUGAGAAAAAGAUAGACAGAAAGCAAGAGAGAGAUAGAGCAAAACUCCUGAAAUUUUUGUUAUUGUUUUAAUUUAUCAAGUUGUAUCUUUAAGUUUGUGUGAUUUAUUUUAAAUGAAUGUUAAGCUUAGUUAGCUUCAAUUUUAAUAAUUGACAUUGCCACACACCCACACCUACAUACACAGACACACCCACAUACACUUACAUAUAUACACACACUCACAGUCAAAAUCCCAUUAAGUUUAGUCUAGCGAAAAUGUUUCCCUUAGUAAAGUUAGACCCUUGAUAUUUUGAUAUAUACAUACAUAUAUAUUAAUGACAUUGAAAAUAUUUGUACAUAGCCGAAUCAUAAACAGAAAAAGUCAUUAUCAUUUUCCAUAAAUGUUGUUGGUAUGU